Entamoeba histolytica HM-1:IMSS is the source of this 579-nucleotide messenger RNA. Its product is annotated as Rab B GTPase. The transcript has a single exon. Gene Ontology annotation, molecular function: GTPase activity; GTP binding. NCBI's taxonomy places the organism in Eukaryota, Evosea, Mastigamoebida, Endamoebidae. The record is from RefSeq and is a predicted model, not a curated record. The coding region runs from base 1 to 579 and encodes 192 amino acids.
AUGGGAGACGUGUCAUCAUUAAAGAUAUUAUUAAUUGGAGAUUCCGGUGUUGGGAAGACAGCAUUACUUCGUCAGUAUUGUGACCAAAAAUUCAGUGAAGAUGUUUCUUCGACGAUUGGAGUUGAUUAUAGAACAAAGAGAGUGACUUUUGGUGAUAAAACAAUCACAUUACAACUUUGGGAUACUGCAGGUCAAGAAAGGUUUAGAAAUAUUACAACUAGUUACUAUAGAGGUAGUCAAGGAAUUUUAAUUGUUUAUGAUGUCAGUAAUUUUGAUAGCUUGAAACAAGUUACGUAUUGGAUUGGUGAAUUAAAAAAGGAAAAUGUAGAUGGAAUCAUAUUUUUGGUUGGUAAUAAAAUAGACGUUACCAAUAGCCUCACUAAAGAACAUGAAGAUAUCAUUAAAACAAUUGAUCUUCCACAUUUUACUGUUUCUGCCAAAACUGGUGAAGGUGUUCAAGAUUUAUUUACACAAUUAGUUAAAUCAAUUCUUGAGAAAGGAUUAGUUCCAGAGCCAGUAGGAAACAUGGAAGAAGUUUCAUUAGAGAAAGAGCCAACAGAAAGUAAGGGAUGUUGUUGA